Molecule: messenger RNA, 969 nt
Organism: Tetrahymena thermophila SB210
Lineage: Eukaryota; Ciliophora; Oligohymenophorea; Hymenostomatida; Tetrahymenidae
Product: folate carrier protein, putative
Exons: 5
Biological process (GO): nucleotide transport; folate import into mitochondrion
Molecular function (GO): folic acid transmembrane transporter activity; FAD transmembrane transporter activity
Source: RefSeq, a predicted model, not a curated record
AUGUAAGCAACAGUCAAAAAUUAGUAAAAACCCAAAAGCUAAAUUGAAAGCUUUAAGUAUUCUUUUGCAGCAUUUUGCUCUACCUUUUGCGUUUAGAUUUUGCACCCAUUUGACUUAAUUAAGACAAGAUUUUAGAGCCAUGAUGGAAUGAAAGGUGGAAAUAAUAUAGUUCCUUAGUACAAAAAUAUAAGAAAUGCCUUUUAGACUAUAUACAGUCAAGAAGGUGUAAGAGGAUUAUAUAAAGGAUUUGGAUGGACUUUAUUUGCUCAGUCUGUUUCAAGAGUUCUCUUUUUCACAUUAUAUGAAAAGAGCAGAGAUUUCUAUGAGAAGAUUUUAUAGCAUCAAAGCAAAGAAUUUCAAAUCUUUGUGGCUUCUACACAGAGUGGAGUUAUUGCAACAUUUAUCACAACUCCUAUGUGGAUAUUGAAAACAAGAAUGCUUUUGAACACCAAAUAAAAUAUAUCUGGGUAUUAGAAUCUUAACAGCGCUAUAUUAUCAAUUUACAAUGAACACGGUAUUCUAGGUUUCUGGAGAGGUUUAAGUGUUUCACUUCCUUUGUGUUUCCAUGGCACAAUUUAAAUGUCAGUAUUUGAGAAGGUUAUGCAAAUCACUCGACCUAUUGCCUAAGACGACACAUAUAAUAUUCGACCCGCUUUCGCGGGAUUUUUCAGUAAAUUAUGUGCUAUUUUAGCUACAUAUCCGUUGUAAACCCUGAGAACUAGAAUAUAGUAGAAUCAAUAUAUUCAUACUAGUGAUGGACACUUAAAGUCUCCUAAAUAUAAAAAUGUAAGAGAUGUAGUCUACAAAUUGUAUUAAAAAGAAGGUAUAUUAAGUUUAUAUAAGGGCGUUAAACCUUCUCUAAUUAUGAAUUUACCUUCUAACUCAAUUUACUUCUUCUGCUAUGAAUUUUUCAAAAAAGCUUUAAAUAUUUCAAGAGAUCAAAAAGAAAUCAAAAAUCAAAAACACUGA